CUCAAAAUAACAGUUAUAUGGUUAAACUUUGGGUACUUACCUUGUUAUGCUUAUGUUGUCCAAGUAUUGUGUUCAUAAUUUGUAGGAAUCAGCAUAAUCAGCAUGAUUGUAAAAGCUUCUGAUCAUUUCUUUUUCUUUUUCUUUUUGUAUUUGUUUUCCAUUCCUUCUCUGUCAUCAGGAGCUAAUAAUAAUUUAGCUGUGAAUCAAGUUCUGUCUGGAUUCCAGACCCUUAUCUCUGAUGCUGGAAAUUUCGAAAUGGGUUUCUUUAAACCAGGUCAGUCUCCCAAUUUUUACAUAGGAAUUUGGUACAAGAACGUCAGAACAACUCCUGAAACUGUAGUCUGGGUAGCAAAUAGAGAGACACCCAUCUCCGAUGCAUUGUCUUCUAAAUUGCAAAUUGUAAAUGGUAACUUAGUGCUCUUAAAUGAGUCAAACACCCAAAUUUGGUCUACAAAUAUAAUCCCAACACCUACACCCACAACUUCUGCAUCAGUAGUUCUUCUUGAUGAUGGUAAUUUAGUUUUGAGAUAUAAUUCGAGUUCAAGUUCAAUCACACCAAUUUGGCAAAGUUUUGAUCAUCCAACCAAUACUUUCAUGCCUGGUGGCAAGUUUGGAUACAACAAGCGAACAAACACAAAGCAGAUUAUCACUUCAUGGAAAAGUACAGAAGAUCCUUCAAUGGGUCCCUUUUCUUUAGAGGUUCACCAAGAUGAGAAACAGUAUGUGAUUAAAUGGAAUAGAAGUGUAGAGUAUUGGACUAGUGGAUCUUGGAAUGGUAGAAUCUUUAGCGCUGUACCCGAAAUGAGUUUGAAUUAUAUCUAUAACUUCAGCUACGUUGACAAUGAAAACGAGAGUUAUUUUACAUAUUCUUUAUAUAAUCCAUCAAUUAUUUCAAGAUUCGUCAUGGACGUCUCAGGACAGAUUCAACAGCUGUCAUACCUUGGAGUUACAGCACAGUGGAAUUUGUUUUGGUCUCAACCUAGAAUGCAGUGUGAGGUCUAUGCUUUGUGUGGGGCUUUUGGUAGUUGCAGGCAGAACGAAUUUCCAUUCUGUAAUUGCUUGAGUGGCUUCAAGCCAAGAUCAGAGAGAGAUUGGAAUCAGAGUGAUUUCUCUGGUGGGUGUGUGAGAAAAAUAGAACUUAAUUGUAGUGUUAAGGAUGAAAAACCUGGCUUCAUUGUAGGUUAUCUCCCAGUUAAAUCGGUUUCCAAAUUUCUGGAAACAGGAACUCCAAAGGAUGAAGCGGCAUGCCAAAGAUCUUGCUUGGAUGACUGCAGUUGUGACGCAUAUGGGGUUAUCGACAAUAAAUGUCUACUUUUGAACACUGAGAAUUUGAAUAAUAUAUCAAGUUUCUUUCUUUCGGUAGAUCCUAAUAAUCUGACAUUUCCAUUAAAAAUCAAAGUUUCUGCCUCCGAUCUUGCUAACAAUACUGCAAAAAUCAAUACCAAAUUCCUAGUAGCAGGAAUCGUUUCAGGGUUUUGUGGUCUUGUGUUUCUUUGUAGCAUUGGUAUUAUAUUCUACAGAAGGGUGAAAAGAAAAGGAAGCAGAGAAGAGAACCGAGAAAAUUUUGAACUUGAGUUUCAAGACAAUGGAAGAAAUGUUAGAUACUUGGUAGAUCCAGGGAUAUUGAGUGCAGAAGAAAGAAAAGGAAUCGAUGUACCUUUCAUUGAAUUCAAAACCAUAUUAUCUGCUACGGACAAUUUUUCGCUAGCAAAUAAACUUGGUCAAGGGGGAUUUGGACCUGUUUACAAGGGAAUUCUCCCUGGAUUAGGUGAAGUGGCGGUGAAAAGAUUGGCAAGCCAAUCUGGACAAGGGCUCAAGGAAUUCAAAAAUGAAGUUGUGUUAAUUGGGAAACUUCAACAUCGUAAUCUUGUUAGGCUCUUAGGUUACAGCAUGAAGGAUCAUGAAAUGAUACUACUAUAUGAAUACAUGCAUAAUAAAAGCUUGGACCGUUUCAUCUUCGUUAAGACCCUUUCUGUGUGUCUUGAUUGGGAUUUACGGUUUGAUAUCAUCAUGGGGAUUGCUCGAGGACUUUUGUAUCUUCACCAAGAUUCACGAUUGAGGAUUAUUCAUAGAGAUUUGAAAGCAAGUAAUGUGUUAUUAGAUGAAGAUAUGAAUCCCAAGAUUUCAGACUUUGGUUUGGCAAAGAUAGUUAAAGGCCGAGAAACUGAAGAUAAUACCACCAGAGUUGUUGGAACCUACGGCUAUAUGUCUCCCGAAUACGCGCUGGACGGAUUGUUUUCGAUAAAAUCCGAUGUUUUUAGUUUUGGAGUAGUUAUAUUGGAGAUUAUUAGUGGGAAAAGAAACACGGGUUAUUAUCAUAAUCAACAAGCCUUUAGCCUUAUAUCCUAUACGUGGGAAUUGUGGAAAGCGAAAAGGGCAUUGGAAUUAGUGGAUUUGGCAUUAGCGGAAUCAUGCAAUUCGAUUGAAGUGUUGAGAUGUAUGAUUGUUGGGCUAUUGUGCAUACAAGAAGACCCUCGAGAUCGGCCAACAAUGGUGAAUGUAGUUUUAAUGUUGGGGAUGGAUAUUGAGAGCCUCCCGGAACCUAAAGAACCGGCUUUUGUGUCGAAAAGAAGUAUUGAGAGGCUGCCAUCGUCUUCGAGUAAAUCGGAGAUUAAUCAAAUGACUAUUACUCAAGAAGAAGGCCGAUAGAAAAGUGGAAUGUUGUUCAUUUUUUGUUUUAUAUGACAAAAAAAUAAACUAAAUUCAAAUUCAAACUACAAAAAAUCUAAUGAAACUUUCAGAAGAAAAUUAUCGGUGACCGGCUGGGGCGGAUACAUGUAGAGAUGAGUGGGGGCACCUGCUCCCAUGGAUGGGAAAUUUCUACACAUGAUGAAUUGAGAUUUAAUAUAAAAA
This is a messenger RNA of Lactuca sativa (garden lettuce), 2853 nucleotides long. RefSeq names its product G-type lectin S-receptor-like serine/threonine-protein kinase At4g03230. The record is from RefSeq and is a predicted model, not a curated record. Gene Ontology annotation, cellular component: plasma membrane. NCBI's taxonomy places the organism in Eukaryota, Viridiplantae, Streptophyta, Magnoliopsida, Asterales, Asteraceae. Gene Ontology annotation, molecular function: ATP binding; protein serine/threonine kinase activity. Gene Ontology annotation, biological process: recognition of pollen; protein phosphorylation.